UCUGCAGAGCGUGAGUCAGUGCUGUUCACAGAGCAGAGCCGCAAACAGAUCCAGCUGCAGCACAGACACGUUUCUCUCGCACGAGUGUCAACAGGACAGAAGAGCAGGAUGGGUAGAAACAGAAAUUGAGAAAGAAGAGGAAGUGAGGUUGACACAGAAAAUACGUUGGUAGAUCAAGGGCUUCUUGUAGUCGAUAGUUAAGGUGUGAUUUAAACUUUAGAAAAUCACAGAGUUGACUCACCCAGAGAAAAGACAAGUUUACAAUUCUUAUCUCAGACGUGGGGUUGGAAGGUGCUGCACAGAUGUCCUGGUUGUCUCCGGUCCAGUGGGCCAAGUGGACAUGGUCGGCAGUGACUGGAGGUGCAGGAGACAAUGCAGGAAGGGAUGACAAAGAAGACAAUUCAGACUCUGAGGGCGCCUUCGAAACUCCAGAAGCUGAAUCUCCAGCUGUUGUGAAUCUACUGAGCCAACUUGACAACACAAAUAACACAGUUGCUGCUGAUGGCUCAAACAGCAUUCAGGACAGAUGCCAUGAUGUCCUCUCAGCUCCAUCCCAGCAGGUUGACUCCCUGAACAACUUGACCGGCUCCACACCCAACAAAGGCAGCUUUGAUUUGGAUCAAAACCUCAAUUUGACCCUGGGCUCCAAUGCUGGCUCUCGAGAAGAUCUAUCUCCAUCCGGCCACCUUCCCCAGACUGCAGCUCUCCGACCGCCAUCCCUUCCCGUUCUCUCACCACUUAACAAACCGGAUCCUUCAGAGGUGGACGAUGAGGCUCUGGCGACUUCAGACUCUAGUCCAGACACAAUCAGUUGUGAUGAGUGCCUGGACCCCGAUUUGCUGAAUGGCAACGUGAGCUCGAACACUAAAUUGGCCUGUGAGACCAGCAACUCAAUCAUUAAGAACUCCUGCAAACUAAAGCAAAACCAGCAGAUGAAGGAUUUAAAUGGACAGGAUGACCAUCAUGAGGGCCAUGCUACAGAUGAGGAGAAACUGGCAGGGACAGCUGGGACCAAAUCAGAAAAGGAGCAAAACUACCAGGAAUGCAAUUUGACAUCCAAACAAGAUGAGUCAGGCUGCUGCUCUGUGUAUGAAGACACGUGUGAGCUGAAGACAUCAGAAGGAAGUGAGAUGCAGAAAACGGGAAGUCAGGUCCUGGAUUCUAUCUGCAUCAGUGAGGCAGAGAAACAAGCAGUUCUCACCCUCAUCAGAGAGGAGAUCAUCACUAAGGAGGCUGAAACUAAUGACUGGAAAAAAAAGUAUGAGCGGUGCAAACAAGAAGUGGAUGAGAUGAGAAAGAUUGUUGCAGAAUAUGAGAAGACAAUUGCUCAGAUGAUUGAGGACGAGCAACGCAACAGUGUGAACUUCCAGAAGGCUUUGCAUGCGGUGACGGUGGAGAAGGAUGCUGCCCUGGCAGACCUGAACUCCGUGGAGCGUUCACUGUCGGACAUCUUUCGCCGCUAUGAAAACAUGAAAAGCACCCUGGAGGGCUUUAAAAAGAAUGAAGAAGUGCUGAAGAAGUGUGCUCAGGACUAUCUGGCCAGAGUCAAGCAGGAGGAGCAGAGAUACCAGACACUGAAAUUGCAUGCAGAGGAGAAACUAGACAAGGCCAAUGAGGAGAUUGCUCAGGUGCGCACCAAGGCUAGCUCAGAAUCGGUAGCGCUGACCGCGAGCUUGAGGAAGGAGCAGAUGAGGAACGAGUCUCUGGAACAAGCCCUGCUGCAGAAGAAUCAAGAAAUCGAGGAGCUCACAAAGAUCUGUGACGAGCUGAUUGCCAAAAUGGGAAAAAUAGACUGAGCAUUUGCUUGAAGCUAAUCAGCCUGUAUCGCCCCUCCAGUCCUGCAGAGAUGCACUGUGCAUCUGCCUCCAACCAAGAAGCAGCUUCCAUACUGUACCCUGUGCCUGCCCUGCACCUAAGAGACUGCUUAUAUACAGAUGUUUGAAGUAACCUCUUUUAACUUGCAUUUGCACUACUUAUGACCUGAACCAUCAAGGCUCUCAGCAUAUUAAUCACAUGAGAUCACUUUGUUUGGAUUUUGCACCUUUUGUGAGGUUAUCUAGAGCUAUCAAGUGUUUUUCCAUCAUAUCAGGGAACAACAGCUAUAAUAUGUCCACUAAACUCUGACCAAUUUUGCCUCCAGAAUGACAUCAAGUUUAAUUCACCCCUGGGUUUGAUUUUGAAAAUACUUUUAACCUUCUGCUUAGACGAGCUUUCGAGAACAGAUUUAAUAAUGAAUGAUUAAACAAUUAAAAUAUAUUUUUAUACCACUUUCAAGUUAUUUUUUUAGUUUAUCGGUUUGGCCGGAUUGAGUGUGAAAGUGGCCCUCUCUAUCUAAACUAACAGUCUGGGGAAAGGCAAUUUUUAUCAAAUAAACAGUAAUAACUUCCACAGUAACUCUGGAGGAACUGCAAAUGUCAACCGCUCAGGUGGGAGAAUCUGUCAACAGAACAGCUUUUAGUCAUCCUCUCCACAAAUCUGUCUGUUUUAUAGUACUAAUGCAGGAAGAAAUCAUGUCUUGUUUACAGUUGUAUGUGAAUAUAACUAUAAGUCAUGUAGAUGACAAACUCGCGUGGAUACGCGAGUAAUCAAGCAAACGCGAGUAAUCAAGCAAACAGCUGUGUGGAGCUAAACUAACUCAACACUUCAUGCCUCUGAGUGAUGCAUAAUGUUGACAGCAUCAUGCUGUGGACAUGCUUUUCAUGAACAUACUAAUUAUUUUGUGCGCAUGCAGAUUGUUUAUCACUUGCAAGGCCACAUAAAUAAACCUCUAUGAAUUGAGAAAUUUUUCACUACCAUCCUUCUAUAACAGUCUGCAAUUUAUGGAGCUGUUCUGUCAAAUCCACAAAACCAUAACCCUUACUUUUUUUUGUAACUGGGCUAUUUUCGAGUGGAGAUUUUACAAAUUGCAGAUGCUGCUGCUUAAAUAUCGUUACAGCCUGCUUUUUACAAAACCCUGUGAAGUAACCUGAUGUCUUAGAGCUUUUGCCUGCUGUUAAUGUGUGAUUCUUGUCAGAGUUCUUGUUUAUUUUCACUUUUUCAGUUUUGCAAUUUUUUCAGACAUGUUUUAUCACACCAACAAGCACAAUCUGUGUUCAGCACAUGACUGGACACAGCCAUGUGCUGUAUAACAUAAUAUAUGGCUGCUUAUCACAAUACAAAAUUCAAUCUUACAACUAGUGCUUAUGUUGCAUGCGUGUUUGGUUCUCACUUGAUUUUCUACAUGAGAUUUUCUGUCCAGGAAAAAAUAUUGACCUGUCCUUGCAAUGCAGGAUAUGAUAUGUUUAAAAUAUUCCAAUAAAUCAGCUGGUUGAAGAAAAAUUGAAGGAAUUUUUAGGGCUCAUUAUGUGGUUAUUUAAAAUCUAUUAAAGUUAAUAUUCAUUGUGAAUUUGUGAUGUCUGUGAAAUUCACUAACGUCACAAACCCAGAUGUAUAAAGAGUAUAUAUAUUUGUGCCAAUCUGAUGUCAUGUUACCUCGAUACUAGACUGUUUUUCUUUUGCCGUAUUAUUUUGUAACUUCAGACUUUGCUUGAAUAGGAUAUAAAUUUGUAUCUGUAGUUCAUAAAUGACAAUCUCACAUCUGUGUUGAAUCGGUGUGAAUAAUGUGUACAUCCUCCUGAAUAAACAUUCAUAUAGUUUGUUCUACAA
Messenger RNA from Poeciliopsis prolifica (blackstripe livebearer), 3645 nucleotides. RefSeq names its product transforming acidic coiled-coil-containing protein 1-like. Gene Ontology annotation, biological process: mitotic spindle organization; cell population proliferation; cerebral cortex development. The transcript is spliced from 13 exons. The record is from RefSeq and is a predicted model, not a curated record. The coding region runs from base 303 to 1796 and encodes 497 amino acids. NCBI's taxonomy places the organism in Eukaryota, Metazoa, Chordata, Actinopteri, Cyprinodontiformes, Poeciliidae. Gene Ontology annotation, cellular component: cytoplasm.